AAGUCAGAGUCAGUGACUGAGGGAGAAUCAGUCUCUCUGAACUCUAGUUUCACACAAAUACACAGAGAUGAAGAGAUCGAGUGGAAGUUUGGAGACAUUCUCAUAGCUAGUGUAAUGAACAACAAGAGCAAGUUUUAUAAUGGAAGUGCUGAAGGGAGAUUCAGAGACAGACUGAAACUGGAUCAUCAGACUGGAUCUCUGACCAUCAUCAACAGCAGAACCACAGACUCUGGACUUUAUACAGUCUCCAGAGACACAACGAUCAACACGAUCAAUCUCACUGUCUAUGGUGUGUUUGUUGCUGAUGCAGUGAAGUCAGAGUCAGUGACUGAGGGAGAAUCAGUCUCUCUGAACUCUAGUUUCACUCAAAUACACACACAUGAAGAGAUCGAGUGGAAGUUUGGGGACAUUCUCAUAGCUAAAGUGAAGAAAAACAAAGAGAUCAAGUUUUUUGGUGAUAAUGCUGAAGCGAGAUUCAGAGACAGACUGAAACUGGAUCAUCAGACUGGAUCUCUGACCAUCAUCAACAGCAGAACCACAGACUCUGGACUUUAUACAGUUUCCAGAGACACAACGAUCAACACGAUCAAUCUCUCUGUCUAUGCUCUUCUGCCUGUUCCUGUCAUCAGCAGAGACUCUUCACAAUGUUCAUCAUCAUCAUCAUGUUCAUUGGUGUGUUCAGCUGUGAAUGUGAGUCAUGUGACUCUCUCCUGGUUCAAAGGAAACAGUUCAUUGUCCAGCAUCAGAGUGUCUGAUCUCAGCAUCAGUCUCUCUCUUCCUCUGGAGGUGGAAUAUCAGGAUAAAAACACCUACAGCUGUGUGAUCAACAAUCCCAUCAGAAACCAGACCAGACAUCUCAACAUCACUGAACUCUGUCACACAUGUGCUGCAGGUACUUCACUGAUGAUAUCUGGUGUUUCUGCACACAUUGAUCUGGACUAAUGACCGUCUCUUUCAGUCUCUCGGACAGUGCUGAUCUCUGCUGCUGCUGCUGCUGGAUCUCUGUUGAUUGUUGCUGCUGUCGGGAUCUUCUGCAUCUGCAGGAAACACACAAACACACACAGAGAAGGCAAGUGUUUCCUGUAUGUAUAUAAUUCUCAAACAUCAUUUCACUGAGUGUUUGUUUCUGUCAUUAUUGUUGAAACAGAGACUCGAGCAGAAGAAAUCACUGAUUCCACAUUCAACAGAAGAAACAGAAAUAAAUCGAGAGCUACAGUGGAGGAUAAUGUGGAGUACACAAGCGUGCCACACGAGUCCUGAAAAGUGAAGCCAAAGCGUCUCAAUCGCCCCCUGGUGAACCAUCUAAAUAUAAUAGCCCAUGAUAUUGAGUGACCAACAAACUAAUAAACAUGAUUUGAGCAGAUCUUGCUUCACCCACUAACAUGAGGGUUUGACAUAUG
Messenger RNA from Megalobrama amblycephala (Wuchang bream), 1400 nucleotides. RefSeq lists its product as uncharacterized. The coding region runs from base 115 to 942 and encodes 275 amino acids. Lineage: Eukaryota; Metazoa; Chordata; Actinopteri; Cypriniformes; Xenocyprididae. The record is from RefSeq and is a predicted model, not a curated record. The transcript has 4 exons.